Molecule: messenger RNA, 1754 nt
Organism: Aspergillus alliaceus
Lineage: Eukaryota; Fungi; Ascomycota; Eurotiomycetes; Eurotiales; Aspergillaceae
Product: LPS glycosyltransferase
Exons: 4
Coding region: 344-1564 (406 amino acids)
Source: RefSeq, a predicted model, not a curated record
GCCAAGGCAGCCGUAAACCCUGAAAGGCUAAAACAAGGUUAGUCCGGUCCCACUCAGGCAUGAGUCUUUGGAACAUUGUCAGCAAUUCUGCGAUGAUCAUUUGCCCAUGGGCUUAUUAUUUUCUGGCUCAGCCAACGAAGGAUGCCGUCUAGACGGAUCCCUUCCCAGGAAGGAUGGGCUGGUCCUACUUGUCUUGCCCCAUGUUUUAAAUUGUGUAGUACGAAGCUGAUGCACCCCCACCCGGUCGGUAGUGUUAAAGGAGGAACCCUCCAUGCAGGCUGUUCCCACCCCUGCAAUAGACUGAAACCCAUUUCUGUGACUUGGCAUCUCUAGUUCUUUGAGGAUGCCGGCUUUAUCUUCUUGCUUUUCGGCAUCACGAUAUCAAUGGCGAUAUCAACACAUGGUUUUUCUGACCAUAUUAUCCGCUGUCUGUUUGUGUGUACUGUAUACACUGCUGUAUAUUCGGCCGGAUGCCUCAGAAUGGAGGAAAGUGCAGAGAUUGGCGGGCGGACGAUCCUUUUUGGAAACGAUAAAAAAUGAAACACUUGGGUUUCAAAAGAUUCUUUGCAUUAACUUACCUAGCAGAACUGACAAGCGGGAUGCCAUUAUGCUUGCGUCCUCCCUCACGCAGUUCCGCGUUGACUGGGUAGAUGGCAUAUCUGGGGAUGCUAUGGACCCUAAAGCCUAUCCACCACGACUGGACGAUUCAGGAAGACCGAGUAUGCUGCCAGGUGAGAUUGGCAGUUGGCGAGCACACACAAAUGCAAUCCAGAAGGUUGUGUCAGAGCGACUCACUAGUGCUCUUAUCCUCGAGGAUGACGUCGACUGGGAUGUCACUCUGAAAAAUCAGCUACAAGAGUUUGCCUUGGGUUCCCGGGCUGUUCAGAAGGACGGAGAGUCGUCUGAGACUCCAUAUGGAGAGGAUUGGGAUCUCCUUUGGCUUGGCCACUGCGGCAUAAAAUGCCACAGCAAUGACCCGUUUUAUAUGCUACAUGACCAAACAGCUGUUCCAUACGCCCACUUGCCGCGGUAUUGGCAAGGUCCCGCUGUCCAUGAAACCGUGGAAGAUAGAAACGAUACCCGUAUCGUCUGUGGGAUCAAGGAAUCAGUCUGCUCUUAUGCAUAUGCAAUAAAAUAUCAUGCAGCUCAGAAACUUCUUGCGGCCCUGUCGGUGUCACCUUCAGACCAGGCCAUGCCACCUGGUGAACCCAUCAUAUUUGAUGUACUGCUCGGACGACUGUGUGGAACCGGGUAUCUAAAGUGCAUUUCAUCCUACCCAUCACUGAUGGGAGUCUGGAAGCCAGCAGGCUCGCGGUCUAAGCAUUCUGAUAUCCAGGAUCUCAAAGAUCCUGCGCCAACUGAGACCCCAUCAGAAGUGGCGGGCUCCCUUGGAGUCAUGUACAGCACAAUGUUAAAUCUACCAGCCUUACUGGAUGGUCGAUCUCUGGUACACUCGGCAGUUGCUGAUGUACUUAGCCCUGAGCUGAAGCUCUCAGAAGUUCAGCUGACAGAAGGAGGGUUGUAUAAAUCAGAUCACGGAAGAAUCUACAGUGUCACUGGAUAAUACACACGUUUUCGCCUUGUUUGAGUGCAUGGUGCCUUGUUUGUGAAGAUAAAGGCCAGGGAUUCUCGCUAUUUCUCUUUGAUAUACCGAUGCCUUAGACUGUAGCUCUCGUAGUUGCUAGUAUCCCAUCAUGGGGAUAUUCCUUCCUUCUAUCCUUUUAGUUCCUGUCCACGACAAGAGGAAAAUAUAC